AAGCCACCUUCUUCUCAAUCAAACUUUGCUCAUCAAAUUUUCAGACAUUACCGGGGCGUGGUUCACAAACAGACAGCUAAGUCUAGGCCGUUAAAAGCGUCCGAGACGGAACGACCUUCAUCCGAGUGCACGACGUUGAUCUCCAGCAAGGCAAAAAGGCCCCGGCAUCGAAUCGAGGCACUCGACGACGCAUCCAAGAAAGAGACGGGCUGCGGUCUAUCUUUGCAAGUAGUGGUUCUGGCUUCAGUUCGCUCAAGUCAUACCUUGCCUCUAGGUCUCGACCAAGUUCAACUUGUCUUGCAACUAAGAAGUCUCGCAACCAAGGAAUCGUCCAAGUCUGCCCACUACAGCCCGCCCGUCGCUGCUGUCUGUCUGUCGCCAAUGGAAGCCCACGCCCAGCCACAACGCUCGCGCAAGCGCCCCUCUCGCACGACCCGCGUCCCUGACGCCGGAAAUGGUGCCAGCGCUGCUGCUGCCGCACAGGGCCCUGGAGUAGUCCCGGUGAGCCAAGGUUGGGGCCAGCACCCCGUCCAGAGCCAGCACCAGCACACUGUGCAGCACGGUGUCCCUCAGCACUCGCAGCACGCCCACCAAACCCACCAGGUCCAGCAGCCACACCCCGGUGCUCACCCACACCAAGCCCAUCACCAGCAGGUCCAGGUGCAGCACCAGCACCAGCACCAGCAUCCGCAGGCCGUGCGCGCCCACCCCGACACGGUGUCUGCUCAACCUCCCACCUUUGCAUCGCAACAGCUUGACACCAGAUCCCACCAGGUCCCGGCCGACCCUGACGGCUUGAUGAACGGCUACAACGCUCCUCAACACCAACAGUACGCUGAUCCGCCUUCGUCGUCUCUCGCUCCCGCCCCCCAGCCCGACAACUCCGGCCUCACCUCGCUCAGCAACCUGACCGGCGAUAACGGUGCCAGCCAUCAGCAACACCAUCAGCAGCGUUCCCAGCAUCAGCAGCUCCAGCUUCAGCACCACGCACAGCAACAGCAACAGCAGCAGCAGCAGCAACAACAACAGGUACAGCAGCAGCAGCAGGCCCAACAGGCCCAACAGCAGCAACAGCAGCAGCAGCAGCGUACGUCUGUUGCCCCGUCGAGUACUACGGAUCGCGUCAAUUUCAACACGUACCCCAACCACUCCGCUCCCAACGACUCAUCCCCUUCCCCUGUCACCGUGGCCACCUCCAGCGCCGGCUACAACAACCUGUCCGGGUGGACGCAACCCGUGGCGAACUCGACCGCGCAGUCCACAAUGCCGCCCCCUUCACCCGCGCCCGCGUUGGCCCCGCCACCCGAGGGUAUCUAUCGCACCUUUGAGGAUUUGCUGGCCUCGGUUCAAAAGGUUGCCAAGGAUCAGGGUUACGGAGUUGUCAAGCUGCGUGCCAGCAACUACCGCGAGGGAAAACCGACGCGUUACGACCUCGUUUGUGACCGCGGCGGCGUCAAGUACAGCAGCACCGCGAAGAAGCGCAACCCCAGCACUCGCAAGGUUGACUGCCCCUGGCGCGCGAAGGCGGUUUGUGAAGUCAAUCUCGGUAACCAGUGGCGAUUUGCAGUUCAGGAGGCUCGUCACAAUCAUGAGCCGCGUAUACCCGCCGCUGUGCCAGGACAGGAAAACACCCCCAUCGCACAAAGCAUCCGCAGCAUCACCAACAAAAUUGACCGGUUGCAGCACGAUCAGACUACGAGCUUUCAGAGGCUAGAGGCCAAUGUCUCUACCAUUCUGGCGCGAAUCGACAACAUGGAGAAGCGGCUUGACGCGAUAGAAAGUGGCCGCCCAUCGAUGCUUGGAGGCAACGGCGUGCCCUCGAUGGGCACCCCGAGCAUGCCUACGGCUAAUAUGGGAGGCGGAAAUCUUGGUAAUGGGCCCAUGACGAACGGUGGUAUGAGCGGCGGCCACAUUGUUGACACUCGGUUGAACAGUAUGGAAGCUCGAAUGAACGCCAUGGAGCAGCGCGGCAACCCGAUGGACGGCCUGCCCAUGAUGGACGACGACACAGGCCGCCUGGCUAUGAAUCAAAUGAUGGUUUCUACGUAGUGCGAAGGACCGUCAUCACAUCAGACGCACGCCGGUCCUCAGUCGGUCACCCCAGGCAACCCGCCUCCUCGAGCCCGACACAGUACGCCAUCACAACCGACCGGCAAGAACGAAGAGCCGCGACAACAGCAAGAAGAACGCCGAUCGUAGGCCAAUCCAUUUGCAGCCCAGAGCGAUAACGAGGAGUGAUGAUGACGAUACACGCUUCACACCCUUUGUUCUUUUGUAGAACUGAAAGAGUGGUUAAAAAUGACUGUUAUGAUCGAGCUCCCCUUAUUAGAGGGUUUGAGCACUCAUCAUGUCUUUUACGAUUUCCCUUCUCUUCAUGUCUCAUCACCCUUGCUAUUCUGCCGUUUGCUCGCACUCUGUCAGUACCAGAGCGACAGGAUUCACAUUUUACAUUGGCAUAACACGGCUAUCACGUACUACACAAUCGGCGUCAUAAAGGGAGGUUGGAGAGUGCGGCUGUUAGGCUGGUGUGGGUGCAGGGAGGUCAAAAUGGAAUACGGUUUUUUUUUUGGCUUCUGUCCUCGAAUACCUAACGGUCUACCUAUUUUUGUAUUUUUUCUUUUUUUUGCUUUUUUUUCUCCCCAAUUGCCUCGCCCGAACCUGUCAGGUAUAGGGAUUCUUUGCAACAACGUACACGCGGGAAGUGAAUGGUCUUCCCAGUCAUUUUUAUUAUUAUGCAUUUAUGUUUUCUUACUCGCAUCAAAAGUGUAGGUUAAUGGCCUAACAUCAUACUUGGCGUACCGGGUGCGGGCUACAGCGGGUUUGAGUUGAUCCUGUCUGCUGCUAUAUGGCCUGUUAUACGUCAUAUCACGGCCCAAAUGGGCUUUUUGUCCUUUUUAGCUCUCUACCAGGAGAACAGAUACCGGCUUGGGGUGUUGUGGGAAAGGGGUAGAACAGGGGGCGAUAUUUGGGUGAAUGGGGAUUAUCAAGUGGUGAAGGCACGUUUGAAUGAGGUUGUUGUCACGCAGUUUGCUGUCUGUCUUAUAUUCAGUUAUCAUCAUCUGGCUUUUUUGGAGGAUCGGUACUUUGCAACAACUCUUCCUAGCUCAUGUCAUGACCCUUCUUUGCUAAGAAAAGGCAAGGAGACGCGGACAUGGACCGAAACGGGGAGCAGGAAGAGGAGGGAAACAACCAAAGCGCCGGAUUCAAACCGAGCUAUGGCGAUAUCUAAGAGGCGAGGAUGUUCAAAGGAGGACUUGGGAAAGGUAGAGAGGAGAGAGGAUAGAAGAGGAGAGGGAGAGCACACCAAUCAAUGUGAAGAGGAGAAGGGGAAACAACAUACAACAACAAUGUACAGUGUAAUCUGACACAACAUACACGCACGCACGCAAGCCAGCAUCCGCAACCUUGUGUUUGGGAAGAAGACCUGGGAAACCUGAUCAGUUCUGGAACCGCUUUAUCUCUU
This is a messenger RNA of Neurospora crassa OR74A, 3463 nucleotides long. RefSeq lists its product as hypothetical. Lineage: Eukaryota; Fungi; Ascomycota; Sordariomycetes; Sordariales; Sordariaceae. The record is from RefSeq and is a predicted model, not a curated record. The transcript is spliced from 2 exons. Bases 382 to 2049 code for a protein of 555 amino acids.